ACAGAAAAAGAAAAGAAAAAAAAAAAAAAAAAACUCAGGAACAGCCGACUUAAGAUUUUCUUCUUCAUCUCCUUUUUUUCAAUAUCGCCGAUUCAUAUAUAAAUGACUCGUCUCCUUCGAUUUAGUCUCUUCUUCUUCGUCAUCGCCGGUUUAGGGUUUUCUUCUCUAUAAGCAAAAACAAAAUCUUAUCCUUUCUUCUUCUUCGUCUUCUUCUCUCUCCCUCUCUGUUAAUUUUCUGAUUUAGCUUUUUGCUUUGAGAACCCUUGCCUCAGCGAUCGAUCUGAAAAAAAAAGAAGGAACUCUUAUCUUGCCGGCGGCUGUAAAAAAAAAAAAACUGAUUUAGGACGGUGGCACUUCUUCUCUGAUUGUGUUUAUUUUUAUGACAGAGAACAUGAUGAACACUUGUAUCUAUCAGGCUUUAACUGUUACACUUGGUGUUGUCUAAUGCUGUCGGCAAGAAUCUAUCUUUAGGACUGCUAGGGACUUACUUAGAGGCUACACAGUUGACUUUUUCUUACAAGGUUAUAGGUUUAUUAGCGUUGUUAAUAUAUAGAAAUGGAAGCCAAGAUCGCCAAGGUGUUGGAUAGUAGGUGUGAAAAUGGGUUCGGGAAGAAGAGGAAGCGCGUAGCAACCUGUGCUGCAUAUGUUACUGGAGUUUCAUGUGCACAGCUGCAACAUGUUCCCCCACCGAAUGGGCAGAGUCAGGUUCCUGACAAGAGAAGGAAACUGGGAGGUGAAAACAAGCUUAGUGCUUAUGAGAAUCGCUCUGGGAAGUCACUGGUCAGAUACUACUCUUAUUUUAAGAAGACUGGAGCUGCGAAACGUGUUAUGAUCUAUGAGAAUGGUGAAUGGAAUGAUUUGCCUGAGCAUAUUAUCUGCGCCAUCCGAAAUGAACUAGAUGAAAAGAGAGCCGCGAUUGAGUUUGAAUUGUGUGGUCGCAGUUAUAUUUUGGACUUCUUGCACAUGCACAGACUGGAUUUGGAAACAGGGGCUAAAACCCCUCUUGCAUGGAUUGACGUUGGAGGCAAAUGCUUUUUCCCUGAGAUUUACGACAGUGAUGAAAGGACCAAUUGUUGCCAUCGUAACCGUGUGGAAGAUCCAAAGCAGUAUGCUCCACAAGAUAUCAAACUGCGCCUUGAGAUUGAUGUUAAUGGUGGCGAGCCUCCAAGGUUGAACUUGGAGGAGUGCAGUGAUGAGUCUGGUGAUAAUAUGGACGAUGUUCCAUGUGCUCAACGAUCCUCAAAUGAGCACUAUGACGAGGCAACAGAGGAUAGCUGCAGUCGCAAGCUUGGAGCUGCUGCUUCGAAAUGGGAUGAGACUGAUGCUAUAGUCUCUGGUUCAAAGCCUACUGGAACCGAAGUACUUGAUAAAGAUGCAGUUAAAAAAAUGUUUGCUGUAGGCACAGCUUCUCUAGGGCACGUUGCAGUGCUGGAUGUGGGCCGUUUUUCCAGUGAGAUUGCUAAAGCUCGUCUGGCGCUUUUCCAGAAGCAGGUUGAGAUCACCAAGAAACAUAGAGGUGAUGCAAACGUUAGGUACGCCUGGCUUCCUGCAAAGAGGGAAGUUCUAUCGGCAAUUAUGAUGCAAGGACUUGGAGUUGGUGGAGCAUUUAUUAGAAAGUCCAUCUAUGGUGUUGGGAUCCAUUUAACUGCUGCAGACUGCCCUUAUUUCAGUGCUAGAUAUUGUGAUAUUGACGAAAACGGUGUACGUUACAUGUUUUUAUGCCGUGUAAUAAUGGGGAAUAUGGAGCAUCUUCGUGGUGAUAAAGCGCAAUUCUUUUCUGGUGGAGAAGAAUACGACAAUGGAGUUGAUGAUGUCGAGAACCCGAAGAAUUACAUAGUCUGGAACAUCAAUAUGAACACUCAUAUCUUUCCAGAGUUUGUUGUUAGGUUCAAGCUGUCUGUUCCCCCCAAUGCUGAAGGGAAUUUGAUUGCUAAGCGUGAUAACUCGGGGGUCACUUUGGAAGGACCUAAGGAUCUUCCUCCGCAGUUAGAGGGAAACCAGGGAGCUGGAGGUUCAGGGAGCGCAAAUAGUGUCGGUUCAAGCACUACUACACCCAAAUCUCCAUGGAUGCCUUUUCCAACUUUGUUUGCAGCAAUCUCACAUAAGGUUGCAGAGAAGGACAUGUCGUUGAUCAUUGCUGACUAUCAACAACUGAGGGAAAAGAAGAUGACGAGAGCAGAUUUUGUGAGGAAACUGAGGGUGAUUGUAGGAGAUAAUCUGCUUAGGUCCACCAUAACAACGCUUCAAAACCAGCCAAAGUUGGGGAAAGAGAUUCCUGGAAGCAUCAGAGACCAUGAAGAAGGUGCAGGUGGGUUGUAAGUAAAAAAAAGAGGAUGAUGACGAAUAUCAAAAGGAAGCUGCUUUCUAAUCUACCCGCCUUUGUGGUUCUCCUUUUGACUUUUUCUAAUUUUAGGCUUUUGGUUUUGGGGUCUCUGUCGUGGGUAGGGCUUAAUGUGUCGACUUUUCUGUCGUGAACAAGCGUAUUAUAUAAGACAGUGAUGUCGUUGGGUCUUUGUUUUUCUUUAGCUGCAAACAUUGUUGUGGAAGUCUUUGAAUUGACUAAAGUUUGGUCGUUGAGUAGUAUCGCGUGAAACUUCUCUUCACUAUUUCACC
Camelina sativa (false flax) is the source of this 2613-nucleotide messenger RNA. RefSeq names its product inactive poly [ADP-ribose] polymerase RCD1. Lineage: Eukaryota; Viridiplantae; Streptophyta; Magnoliopsida; Brassicales; Brassicaceae. The record is from RefSeq and is a predicted model, not a curated record. Gene Ontology annotation, molecular function: NAD+ poly-ADP-ribosyltransferase activity.